Molecule: messenger RNA, 3750 nt
Organism: Tetrahymena thermophila SB210
Lineage: Eukaryota; Ciliophora; Oligohymenophorea; Hymenostomatida; Tetrahymenidae
Product: cyclic nucleotide-binding domain protein
Exons: 7
Source: RefSeq, a predicted model, not a curated record
AUGGCAAGCUUAUUUUCUCCUAGACCAACUUCUAGCCAAUCUACUUUUUCUUUUAAAUCAAAUGAAUUUAUGUCACCUAAAUUAAAAAAAUCUACUCCUACUUUGGUGUAAAUGAGUAGCUGUAAAUAAAGAGUGCUUUAUACAUCUCCACAACAUACAGAUUGUACUCGUCCUUCUAGUGCAUUAUAAGUUAAUGAACUGAGCAAAAAAUUAGGGAUUUUUGAAUAUCAAGAUGAGGUACUUACUAACUCAACUCUUAAUUAAACGAGGCCUUCGUCAAGACAAUCAUCAAUAAUAUUAAACUAAAUGUCUUGUAUAAUUAAACCAAAAAAAGCUAUGUCUGCUGUAUCAAGCUAAAAAUCCAAGAAAUCUCCCUUGCUGAUAUACAAAGAAAAUAUUACAUAAUUAGAAAAUAAUUUCAACAAUUUGGAGUUAGAUUAAGAUUACUCAAAACAGUACUCUAUCAUCUAACUCUAAAAAUAGUAAAAAAUAAAUGAAAAAAAAAAAGAGUCUUGUCCUUUUGAAGCCUUUUCAGCUUUUAGAAAGGAGUAGAAUGCAGGUAUUAAAAGAGUUAAUUCAAAUGUAAGCAACUAGCUAAGUAUAAGUGCAAGUAAAUUUUUUAGCAAACCAAUAUGUAUAGGAUCUCCAACUGCAAAUUAUAAAAGUUAAAGAAAGGAAUUAUCGAAAUCUACAUCUAUAAACUGCACUGAAGCUGUUAAAAAUAAUAAUCAGCCUAAUAAAGACCCUAUUAAUUAAAUAAAUUAUGUUCUUGACGUAUAAGGAUAAAAGCGUCCAGAAGAUGUUCCCAUUUUGGCUGACUCUAAAAAGAUGAAAAAAAAUUAAUAUAUAAUUAAUUUAUCAAAGAGUUAUUAAUAAAAUCAAGUAGAUAAUACUUCUACAGAAUAAGGCAAUUAGGAUUCAUAAUAAUUAGCCAAAGAGAGAAUAAUAGAUUAACGUUUAUCUAUAUCUCCUUCUUUUAUUAUGAAUUUUGAUUUAAAUAAGAUUUAAACUUAAAAGUUUAUGAAAAAUAACUAAAUUUUAAAUACUACAAAUGCUUAAACUGAAUAAACUCCUAGAAGCUCUAAUAUUUCUACUUAAAAAAACACAUGUAACACAGACAGGAAUAAAUUUAGUUCUUAAUAAAAAUAGAAAACAACUGUUAAUUACUAAAAAAUAGCAAAGGAACAAUCCAUCUAAUCGGCUUUAGCUAAAUUUCAAUUAUGGCCACCAGCAUCCAAUUAGAAAACUUAAGAAAUUAAUUCAACUCCUUAAAAAGAUUAAAAAAUUAAAUUUAAAGGAGAAUUUAACUUUAUUAAGUAAAAAUAUGAAGAGCCAAAUUAAAUAAAGUAGUAAAAUAUGGAGACCGAGAAUAAAGUAGAUGAAGAAAGAAUAUUAGAACAUAAAACAGAAGUGCAGUAAAUUUUGGAAUAAAUUCCUGAUUACAAAUUUGACUCUAAUAAUAAAGCAGUGUCUAAUCAUUUGAAUUUGAAAGCCAGAAAGAUAUUUUUGUAUGAUAAAAACCCUAGCGUUCCUUUAAUGUAAGUUCAUUUCUCAAAAAAAGAAGUAGAUCCUAUUUAUCGUAGAAAUGUGUAAAACAAUAAACUUAAAUAUUGUGAAUAAGCUGAGUUUGUUGGAAACUUAGAAUUAAAAUAACCUUAAAAGACUAAGACUUAAAAAAAGACCAUCAAAAAGAAAAAAAUAGAAAACGAAGUAGAUCGCUUUCAAGAGUAUUAGGAUAUUAUUAGGAAAGAUUAGUAGGAGAAAGCUGAAAUUAGAGAAAGAAAUAGAUAGUUAGCUUUGUUAAAUUUUAGCGAUUUUAGCGAUGCAUAAACUGAAAAAAUUCUUGAUGAUGAAGCCAAACCUGAAGAUUUAUUUUCUGGAGCUUCUAAAUGGAUAGAUAAAUCUCCAGUUAGUGAAUAUAUUGAAUAAAAAUUUCCUUUAGUUAAAAAUUAUGUAGAUAAAAUAUGGAGUUAUUAUAAGUAGCAUGAUGAAAUUCAAGAUUUUGGUGAUAACAACGGAUCAAAAAAUAACCCUAAAUCAAUUAAAGUCAUUGACGAUUAAGCUGAAGAAAUAUAAAAAAUAUAUAAUCAGAUUAAUAGAAUGAAUUCAGUAUUUUCUUAAAGAUUAGAAGAGAUACAAAAGUAUGAAAACAAGAAUUUAAUAGACGAAUUCUUAAAAACUAACGAUGAAAGAUUAACUGUGCAAGAACUGAAUUUAAUAAUUGAUUAAUUCACCUCACCUUAAAAUUAAAUAGAUAUCAUGUUUGUAGAUUAAAUACUUACUAAGUUGAAGUUUUUCUCUAACUUUAAUCCUUAGACGAGAAAGCAACUGAUGAAAUUAGGUAAGCUCAUUAAAAAAGAAAAAGGAGAGAUAGUUUUUAAUCAAGGAGACUUUGGAGAUUAAAUGUACAUUAUACUUUUUGGAAGCUGUAAUGUGUAAGUAAAAUACGUUAAUGAUUAUGGAGUAGAAAUAGAAAGAGUAGUUGCGACCCUUUACGAUGGGUAACAAUUCGGUGAAUUAGCGAUGAUGAAAACCACAACAAAGAAGUAAAAAUAAACUGAUGCAGAAGUUAACUUAAAAGAAAAAUAAUUGAAAGAUAUAAGAAAAAAACUAAUUAGAUAUGAUGGAAUAACAAAACUUGAACGAAAUUACUUAAGAAAAGGGAUUAAAAAAACAAGGAGCUGGCUAGAAUUUGAGUAUGACAGAAACUAGAAAAAAAAUGAGGUUGAAACCGAAGAAAAUACUAAUCAAUAAUUUAAUGAAUUAGAUGAAGAUAAUCAAAUGAAAAAGUAAAAUAAAGAAAUCUUAGAAAGAACUAAGCGUGCUGCAACUAUUUAGAUGAUUGAAGAAAGCUACUUGAUGAGCAUUUCUAAAAGCGAUUUUUAGCUUGUUUUAAUGAAUUUAAUGCAAGCUGAAUUAGAUAAUAAAAUUAAAUUGCUAAGUACAAUCCAUCUAUUUGAUAUGUUUUAGCCUUUUGCUCUUAUUCCUUUAGCUAAUUUACUGAAGACUAGAAAAUAUGGAGUAAAUGACUUAAUAGUAGAAUAAGGCAAGCCUCUAAAAUUCUUUUAUAUAGUAUCCUAAGGAAGAUUGAAAGUUCUUCGAAUUGAAAAGACAUCUAGGAAAUUAAAAUAGUAAAUCAAACCAAAGAAUAUGAUCUUUUCCAUUAUGAAAUAUAAGGAAAAUGAAGAAGAAAAGAAAGAAAAAGAUAAACUUAAAAACCAUAUACAAGAGAUAGAAGAAUAGCCCAUUUUAAAAGAUUAUGAUUCUAGUAGCUUUGACUCAGAUGAUGAUAUUGAAAAUGUGGAGAGAUUACUCAGAGAUUCAAAGUUAGCCAACACUGAAAAAGUUUUUGAUUACUAAAAGUUUGGUAAACCAGACAAAGAAAUAGUAUUUUACAAAAAGUUUGUGGAAUAUGGUAGUUUUUCAUAAGGAGAUUACUUUGGAGGUAGAGUCUUAACAGGCAAAAAUAAAGAUGAUAAUCCACAAGGACUGGCUCAAAAAGCAGUGAUAGCUGACACUAACGAAGUAGAAUUAUAUGUUCUUGAAAAAAAUCAACUACAAUAUUUACCACAAUUUAUAAAAGACUGGUUAAUCUAAUGUUUAGAAUGUACUUAAGAAUUUGAUGACCUUGAUAAAAAAACAGAGUCUUAAAAAAAUAGGAAUUGGGAGAAUUUUAAAGAAUAAAUGUAUGAAAUCACUUCUCAGCAUUUAAAGCAAUAAAUUGAAGUUUAAAAAGCUAAAAUAUGGUGA